CAUGGUGUGUUUCAUCUUUCAGUUUGUACAUGAAGUGAGCUAAGUUCCUGUUCAUAAGUCAGAUUGGUUGAAUAAUUCUAACUUGAUUGGGACACUUGUUUGUCAAGUAAGACCAUUGGACAUAUUUCAGUUUUGACUGCCCAAUAAAUCUCCCCCAAUCUGAUAGUCAUCCAAUUGCAUUGAAUGAUUUAGGGUGAAACAUUUUUCUUCAUCAAAAACUUACCUCUUGCGAAGCAAUCAGAUUCAAAAAUCAAAAGCAGAAGUUGAUCGAUGUCAUGCAUUGUUGGAGAAACUACAGGCUCUCGAAUAAUCGAGAUAGAAAAGGAGUUAAAGAGACAAAUUAGUGAAACAAAUCUGCUCGAGAGUAGGUUGGAAGAGGCUUCGAGAGAGCCAGGAUGGAAAGAGAUCAUUGCAGAGUUCAAGGGACUGCUUUCAUCUCUCCCCAAGGAUAUGGAUGUUAUGCAAAGCCGACUAAGUGAGUAUAAAGAAGCUGCGUUGGAAGUUCAUUCUCUACGAGCUGAAGUUCAAUCUCUGUCUAAUAUUAUUGAUAGGAAGGUAACUGCGUUGGGAAUGCUAUCGAGUAGAUCUGCUGAACAAGUUGCUGAAAUACAGAAACUGCAGGCUGUGGUAUGGUCGCUUUCUUGUUAUCUUCUCUGGUGUGAGGUACAAAUGAUUCUAGAUUAA
Magnolia sinica is the source of this 684-nucleotide messenger RNA. RefSeq names its product E3 ubiquitin-protein ligase BRE1-like 1. The record is from RefSeq and is a predicted model, not a curated record. Gene Ontology annotation, molecular function: ubiquitin protein ligase activity. NCBI's taxonomy places the organism in Eukaryota, Viridiplantae, Streptophyta, Magnoliopsida, Magnoliales, Magnoliaceae. Gene Ontology annotation, cellular component: nucleus; HULC complex. The coding region runs from base 271 to 684 and encodes 137 amino acids. The transcript is spliced from 4 exons.